Molecule: messenger RNA, 3533 nt
Organism: Acanthopagrus latus (yellowfin seabream)
Lineage: Eukaryota; Metazoa; Chordata; Actinopteri; Spariformes; Sparidae
Gene: pex5lb
Product: peroxisomal biogenesis factor 5-like b
Exons: 15
Coding region: 395-2230 (611 amino acids)
Biological process (GO): protein import into peroxisome matrix, docking
Cellular component (GO): peroxisomal membrane; cytosol
Molecular function (GO): protein binding
Source: RefSeq, a predicted model, not a curated record
UACCAACCAUACCGGACCCAGCAAACUGCACCCGAGCCACAGGAAGUGGCCGUAUGUGGGUCGGGUGGCCUGACUUCGGAGCCGCUCGGGUCGAGUUCGGCUUUGCUCGGUUUGUUUUCAUCCCGCCUCCACCGGAGCGGAGCGAGAUGAGAACCGGAUCCCGCGGCGUUUGGGUGCUUUGGUGUUGGACAGGCGGGACCGGACGGACCGGGAGCAGCGAGCCGGUGGCAGAACGGACCUGGAGCCGGAACCGACCCGGAUAUCAGCGGUGUUUACCGGAGGGAUCAGAGCGGAGAGGCCCCGGAGAGAUACCGGGCGGUGCGUCGCAGCGGAGCCGGGCUGUGGUGGACUGCUGGCGGCUGCAGGAUCUGAUCUGAGCCGCUGACUCAGAGACAUGUACCAGGUCCAGGGCAAAGGGGACGGGGUCGUUGCCAUGGUGCUGAAGGAGCUUCCUGGUAAAAAGGCAUCCUCAGAAGGAAACCCCCUCCUCACCGUGACAACCAAGCUGGUCCGUGAGCAGCAGGAGAGUCGACCUCUGCUGAGUCCCUCCAUCGAUGACUUCCUGUCGGAGAGCCGGAGCGACGCUCCCUCCACCCGACCCCUCACCUCCAACACAGCAGUUCUGUCCACGGCUCUGGACCUGGUGGACCUGAGCGAGCCGGGGGAGAGCAGCGGGGGCAGUAAUGGUGGCAGCAGUGGCAGCAGCAACAAGGAGCAGAGGAGGAGCCCUCUGAGGAGGAAGGCCAGCUCCAGGAGCCCUCGGCGCCGGACAAGACCUGAUGAGACGGAGCUGAUCCAAGUGGAGGUGGAACACCUGCCUGCCAGUCCCAGAACCCCUGAGAGGAUCUCACUGGACUCAGUCAGUCUGUCGUCUCCGCUGGACAAAUGGGACGAUGUGAACCUGGACGUGGAGGACGGAGGACGCAGGAGACACGAGAAGAGAUGCACCUCCCACCACUCCUCCAGUGAACUGCUGUGGUCUGCAGAGUUUAAAACUGAUCCUCUGACUAAGAACUCCUUUGACAUCCACAGCUUCGAUGACCUCGACUUCGUCUCGUCAUCACAGGACUGCGGGGCUUCCAGACAGCGCAGACGGACUCGUUCCCUGUUGGCCAGAAAAGAGUCUCUGGAGGACGAGUUUGUCAGAGCGAAGGCUGCUGUUGAGUCGGACACAGAGUUCUGGGACAAGAUGCAGGCUGAGUGGGAGGAGCUGGCUCGGAGGAACUGGCUGGAGGAGUCUGAGGAUCAGGGUCCGAUCCCGCCCACCGUCUCACCUGCUGAAAAGGGUUACUACUUCAGCACCAACAACCCGUACAGAGAGUGGCCCAACGCCUUCGCUGAGGGUCAGGAGAAAGCUCGAGAGGGAGACCUGAACGCUGCCGUGCUGCUGCUGGAGGCCGCCAUCUUACAGGACCCGCAGGACUCUGAGGCCUGGCAGCUUUUAGGAAUGACUCAGGCUGAGAACGAGAACGAACAGGCUGCCAUCGUGUCGCUGCAGAGGUGUCUGGAGCUCCGACCCAACAACCUGCCGGCCCUCAUGGCGCUCGCCGUCAGCUUCACCAACAGUGGCAUGCAGCGGGAGGCCUGUGAUGCUCUGCGCCGCUGGAUCUGCCACAACCCCCGAUACAAACACCUGAUCCUGGACCACAGGAGCCCGCUACAGGGUUCCCCGGCCACGCCACGCAGGGGCCCACACACACCUGUCAGGUGUGAGCUGCAGGAUGUCCUGCUUCUCUUCCAGGAUGCGGCUCUGCUGAAUGUGGACUGUGUGGAUCCGGACCUGCAGACCGGACUGGGAGUCCUCUUCAACCUGAGCUCAGACUUCAACAAGGCUGUGGAGGCGUUUACUGCAGCGCUGUCCGUCAGACCACAGGACUACCUGCUGUGGAACCGUCUGGGCGCCACGCUGGCGAACGGGGACCGCAGCGAGGAGGCGGUGGAAGCGUACACCAGAGCUCUGGAGCUGCAGCCCGGAUUCAUCCGGUCCAGAUACAACCUGGGGAUCAGCUGCAUCAACCUGGGAGCUCACAGGGAGGCGGUCAGUAACUUCCUGACGGCUCUGAACCAGCAGAGGCGGAGUCAGCGCUGCAGUCACCAGCAAAUGUCGGCCAACAUCUGGGCGGCCCUGCGGAUCGCCAUCUCCAUGAUGGACCGACCCGAGCUGUUCCAGGCCGCCAACCUCGGGGACCUGGACCUGCUGAUGAGGGCCUUCGACGUGGGCGAUGUGUGACGAUGGACGAGGCUCCCGGCUGGACUGAAGGUGGUCUGAAGGGGUUUAGUUCAGAGGAUUGUCUCCCAGAGACGGAGUCUGGCGGACUGAAACCAAAGAGACGAUGAUGUGAAGUCCUUGGCAAUAUAAACAGCACAACCCAGUAGCUUCCUGUCAGAACACGUUUAGAAUCAGCCCUCAGGACGGUGUUUUCACUUUAUUCGGCCAUACAGCUGCAAGAAUCUGAGAUCAUAAAGUCUUGAUUUAAAGAGUAACUUUAACCACACCCACAUGUGAUGUCACAGCGUGCUAACACACUGCAGUACAUCACUGUGGCAGGCAGGGGUCAGCAGGGAGAGACUUAAAGAUCUCUGUCCUUACUUAUUGUUUACAUAUGAAGCUUCUGCUGUUCAGACAGGCUCCUCCUCCACGUGCCCUGUCGUCAUGACGCCCUCAGCAUUAUGUUCAUUUACACAACAACAGAGUCAGAAACUCAAGGAAUCUGUAUUUAAUCAAUUCCUGCAGAAAAGUUUCACAUUAAAAGUCCUCCAAAACUGCAAGGGUGUAACUCUUCUCUCUCCUGGUCGGCUUUUAAUAUGAAACGUCUUCAUGACGUGUUGAGUUUAAGUGACAUCAGAUCAACAACAACUAAAGAUCGCAGAAGCAACUGGGAUUAUUUAGUGGAUCAGAUUUUUUUUUCUUUCUUCUUUAUAUAUUAUAUUUAUACUCAGAGGUCAUCUGUCUGCCGACUGUCCAGAGCUGGAGAGUGUCAUCUGCAUGUGAUCACAAACACAAAGUUGAUAAGAUGAUGUUAAUAAAGCCGAGCGUAAAGAGUUACUGACACUCUGAGACCGGACUCGCAGACCGGACUCGCAGACCGGACUCUAGAGUUCUGGUGGGUUCAGUGACUCUGUUGUUGUGUUGAUGGAACUAAUGUUGUGACGUUGUGCUGGAUGUGACAGCUGAUCACAGCAGUGUGAAGCUGACGGAUCUGAGAACGUACAGUCAUCAUCAUCGUACGGAGGCCCUGAGGGGCCAGUUAGGAAACUGUUUCUGAGUCUGAUCUAAACUGUUUCCUGUCUGGUGUUCAUGACCUGAUCGGGAUAAUCUAAUCUAACCUUAUUACAUUUUGUCAGUUGUGAAGACACGAGAAAAAAAUAAUCAUGAGGAUUUUAUUUUGUUGAGGUGCAAAGUCAUUUUUUAUCAUCUGUGAAACCGAGUGACAGUUUAUUUUCAAGAAUGAAAAUAUGAGUUUUUUUAUUGUAGGUUUUUUCAUUUUUUCUACCGUGUGAAAACAUGCAGUAAAAGAAAUUCUUAAGAUUUA